Messenger RNA from Acaromyces ingoldii, 672 nucleotides. RefSeq lists its product as hypothetical. The coding region runs from base 93 to 590 and encodes 165 amino acids. NCBI's taxonomy places the organism in Eukaryota, Fungi, Basidiomycota, Exobasidiomycetes, Exobasidiales, Cryptobasidiaceae. The transcript has a single exon. The record is from RefSeq and is a predicted model, not a curated record.
UGAGCGGAGUCACACUUCGAAUGACUGUCGAGUGAGGCGAAACGUGGGAAAGGGAAAAAGACUGGGGGAGGGGACGAUGAGGGAAUGAAAGGAUGCCCUUUCUUUUCUAUUUUUUUUUUUCUGACUUUUCUGCCAAGGGCCCACGCUCGCUCGGUCCAGGCUGCUUGUUUGGCGCGGAUUUUCAACUUGGCCUUCACCAUCUCACAGAUACUCCGGACGGCGACAGCACGGGGGCUGAAGACGAGAGAAGGACGAGCAGUGGACUACACGGGAGGGCUAGAGAUCCUCGAGUAAGAUCCGUGCCCCUCUACUGCGCUUGCCUCCUGUUGUUCAUCAUCAUCAUCAUCAUCACGCAACCGCAAAGUCACCGGAAACGCCGUCCUCGCCGCUCCUGCUGCCCGCCCGCCUGUUCGCCCGCCCGCCUGCCCGCCAGUCCGCCGCCGCCGUCGCCGCCGCGCUCCCUCCGUCGUCAACGGAGGUGCGACCCUCUUUUCUUUUUUUGCCCAAUUUCCCUCACUGUUUUUUUUCCUAUUUUAGUCUUUACUGGCCUGGUACCGCUGCGGUGGAAGAAGGUGUUUCAGGGGGAGUGAUCACAUAAAACGCCCGCCGUCACCACUACGACGCACGCCGCUGCUGCAUCGCCGUGGUAUAUCCCGGCCCUCCCUUGCUCUU